UCGCUAGGAAUAAAAUUUUCUCGACUUCCAAUUCGCCACCGAAUCAGUGAUUUAGUUUAAUUGCCCGACCACCGCGUACGAUGGCUUCGAAAGUACCUAGCGUUUUAUUGAACAACGGAAAGCACAUUCCCGCCAUUGGGCUGGGCACGUGGAAAUCCAAACCAGGGGAAGUGACUCAGGCUGUAAAAGACGCCAUCGACGCAGGUUACAGGCACCUCGAUUGCGCACUGUACUACUUAAACGAGGAGGAAGUGGGGGCGGGCAUCAAAGCCAAGAUUCAAGAAGGUGUCGUUAAACGGGAAGAUCUUUUCGUGACGAGCAAGUUAUGGUGUAACUUGAUGAGACCAGAUUUGGUUGAACCGACCAUUAGGAGGAGUUUAGGCUACCUGGGCUUGGACUACUUAGACUUGUACCUGAUUCACUGGCCAACCGCGUUUAAGCAAGGCGAUGAAUACACACCCAAAGGUCCCGACGGCAAAACAUUAUAUAGCGACAUCGAUUACGUAGAUACUUGGAAAGCAUUCGAGGAGGUUCAGAAGAAAGGUUUGACCAAAUCCAUCGGCGUGUCUAACUUCAACAAAAGACAAUUGGAAAGAAUAAUUCAAAACGCAACCAUCAAACCAGUAACGAAUCAAGUGGAAUGCCAUCCGUUUUUGAACCAAAAGAAACUAACGGCGUUCUGCAAAUCGCUGGACAUUGUCAUAACAGCGUACAGUCCCUUAGGGUCCCCUGACAGGCCGUGGGCUAAACCGGGUGAUCCGAUCUUAGUCCAGGAACCUAAAAUCAAGGAAAUCGCGGCGAAAUACAAGAAAACUCCAGCUCAGGUUAUUUUGAGGUAUUUGGUCCAGCUGGGCGUGGUGCCAAUCCCAAAAUCCGUGACCAAAUCCAGAAUCGUGGAAAAUAUUCAGAUAUUCGAUUUUGAACUUUCCAGCGACGAUGUGAAAGUGUUGGACACGUUCGAUUGCAACGGAAGGGUGUGCAACCACUCAGAGGGUGCCGGUCAUCCGAAUCAUCCUUUCGAAAAUGACGAAUUUUAAUCUGAUAUGGUUUUAACAUUCUUUCUUGUAAAAAAUAAAAAUGUGCUUGAAAU
Molecule: messenger RNA, 1090 nt
Organism: Cylas formicarius (sweet potato weevil)
Lineage: Eukaryota; Metazoa; Arthropoda; Insecta; Coleoptera; Brentidae
Product: aldo-keto reductase family 1 member B1-like
Exons: 5
Coding region: 81-1037 (318 amino acids)
Cellular component (GO): cytosol
Molecular function (GO): aldose reductase (NADPH) activity
Source: RefSeq, a predicted model, not a curated record